This is a messenger RNA of Gopherus flavomarginatus (Mexican gopher tortoise), 6925 nucleotides long. Its product is annotated as zinc finger protein 569-like. Lineage: Eukaryota; Metazoa; Chordata; Testudines; Testudinidae. Gene Ontology annotation, biological process: regulation of transcription by RNA polymerase II. The record is from RefSeq and is a predicted model, not a curated record. Gene Ontology annotation, molecular function: DNA-binding transcription factor activity, RNA polymerase II-specific; RNA polymerase II cis-regulatory region sequence-specific DNA binding. Bases 1329 to 4913 code for a protein of 1194 amino acids. The transcript has 9 exons.
GCCGGUGGGUGCUAAGCACUCACUAAGUUUUUCCUUGGGAGCUCCAGCGCCUGUGGAUUCAGCAGUAACGCAAGGAACGUACAGGCCUGAACGUUAGCUUCCGCAAGCUUGAGGCCUAUGAACUUUGAAGAGCUAAACUUUGUGCAGAUAAACGGCCCAGUGGAAAACCCCAAGUAUUUGGGGAGCUGAAAACAGAGUGUAUACGGGGAAGUUCUGACCACGGGUACAUGAUCCAACUUCAGGAGUGUCUAGGGUGACCAGAUGUCCCGAUUUUUGGGUCUUUUUCUUAUAUAGGCUCCUAUUACCCUCCACCCCCCUCCCAAUUUUUCACAUUUGCUGUCUGGUCACCCUAGAAGUGUCAUGGUAAUGAAUUUACAUACAUAACAGGUACAUGUGCUACAUCCACAGAUACCUAACCACUAAAGGGCCAUGGAAACAAAUUGCCGUGUUUAGAUAAUAAGUUGAGAUCACUGAUAUACUAACCCAGAGAAGAAAGACAGUCCAAAAUUGGAAAGGUGUGGAUAUACCCCUAUUGAAUAUGCAUCAAACAUAGUGUCAUCAGCAUAUCAUAUUAUAAAAGUUUCAUCCAGCCUAGGGGCGGUAGGAGACAGAGAUGAUGCCCUUGGGUUGGCCACUGGAGAUGAUGGGGCAGUUGAUAGUAUUGUUCUGCAAGGGAUGGUGAGAGUAUAUGGCCGUGCAGAGGUACAUUUUGUAGUAUCUCUAUCUACCUUACUGAGUCGGGGUGUUUGUGACUGUGCUAAAUGUAUUAAUAAACCAUAUUUAUCAAUAUAGAAGAGUUCCUAUAGUGUGAGUGUUGCAACUGUGCACAUUGGGGUUCCCAACUAUAUAAUAAUGUAAAUAACACAGGGCCUGAUCUUGGGGGCAAGAACCUGUCAACCCUUAAAGUGAUAAUUGGUGAUUCUUAAGUUAUAUAUAUAAAUAUAUAAUCUGUAGAUCGGGCUACAAGUCCUAACAAUGAUACUUUUUAGGUUGAUUUUCACUUCACAUGGCCAGGAGGGGACCCAGGUGUGCAGAAGUACGUAGGUGAUAGGAGGGAAAGAGUCACCAACUUUGGGGGCACCUGUGCUGGGUCUGUGUCUCUCUCCACAACACUGGGGCUGGGAAGGGGGCUGGGAGGGGCUGUUCCUGUGUGUCUCAUUCCUUCCGUGGCUCUAAUUUCUCUCCCUAGAGGUGAUCAUCCCCUGGGCUGAUCUCAACCCCCCUGGACAUGUCCCGCAUCCCUGUACAGAUGGUGCUGCAGGGGGUCCAUUGCUGAUGCCAGGCGAUCCCCAGGGAGAUACAGCUGUGCUCUGGCUCAGAGACGGGCCAUGGCUGCCCAGGUGGCUCCCACAGCUGCUCUCAGGCUCCAGUUCCAGCCCCAACCAGGAUGUGGCCUGGUUCCCAAAGAGGAAGUGGAGGAGCCAGAUGCCCACGGAGCCAUCGACAUGGAGAUGGAUCGUCUGCGCUUCAGGGGUUUCUGCUACCAGGAGGUUGAGGAUCCCCGGGAGGCGUAUGGCCACCUCUGCCUCCUCUCCCGGGAGUGGCUGAGGCCGGAGGAGCGCUCCAAGGAGCAGAUGCUGGACCUGCUGGUACUGGAGCAGUUCCUGAGCAUCCUGCCCCAGGAGAUCCAGAGCUGGGUGGGGGGGUGUCACCCCCAGACCGGGGAGCAGGCCAUGGCACUAGCAGAGGGUUUCCAGUUAGCCAAGCAAAAGCCCGGAAUAUGGCCACGGCAGGAGGAGCUGGUGACAUGGAAGGAGGAGACUGUGUGUUCCUCUGCGGCAGAGCAGGCAGAGCUGGAUCCAGGACAGGGCGAGAUCUGCAGGGCGGUUAAGGAGGAGAAUAAGGAAGACACUCUCAUUUUGCUGGAAGGAUUCACCAUCCCCGACCUGGCUGCGAUCCCCCAGAUGGAGCCCGAGGAAGAGCCGAGGGUCCCGAAUCUCCAGGGCUCUGAGGAAAGGGAGAUCCCGAAAGGCGCCCGCAGAGCAGGUGCCAGGACAGAUGAGGGGAAUCCCCAGUGGGAAGGACCCGUGGGAGCUGAGCCACCUGGGACGUCCCAGAGCCCCGAGCAGGGAGAUGCCUGUGGGACAGCAUGGCUGCAGGGAGACCCCCCAGGGAAGGAGAGACCUGCUGGGUGUGAUGACCCCCAGCCUCAAGGAACCCACAUGGGACAGAAACCCCGUAAAUGCCCCGACUGCGGGAAGAGCUUCAGGUGGAACUCGGCGCUCCUCCACCACCAGCGAUCCCACACGGGGGAAAAACCUCAUCAGUGCAGGGAAUGUGGGCAAAGUUUUGGGCAGAAAUCCACCCUGACUAGGCACCUCAGGAUCCACACUGGAGAGAGACCCUACACGUGUCCCCAGUGUGGGAAAAGCUUUAGCCAGAAGUACAGCCUGUCCCAGCAUCAGAUGACGCACCAGCAAGAGAGACCUCACAAAUGCACCGCAUGCGGGCUAAGCUUCGCUCUCAAAUCGUACCUUGUUCGACACUUGGUGAAACGCCACAUGGGACAGAAACCCUAUAAAUGCCUCCAUUGUGGGAAGCAGUUUGCUUGGAGCUCAGACCUGAGGAAGCACCAGACGACCCACAUGGUGGAGCGCCCCUACAGAUGCCCCCAAUGCGGGGUAGGGUUCACCCAGAGGUUCAGCCUCCUAACGCAUCAGAGGACCCACAUGAACGAGAGACCCUACAAAUGCCCCUACUGUGACAAGAGCUUCAACAGGAGAUCGGGGCUUGUCAAGCAUCAGAAGACCCACACGGGGGAAAAACCUCAUGAGUGCACCGAAUGCGGGCAAGGCUUCGGGCAGAAAUCAAACCUGACUAGACACCUGAGGAUCCACGCUGGGGAGAGACCCUACAAAUGUACCAAAUGUGGGAAAAGCUUCACUCAGAAAUCAAACCUGGUUCAACACUUGAUGAAACGCCACAUGGGAGAGAAACAUGAUGCAGCAAAUGAGCCGGUGACAUGGGAGGAGGAGGCUGCAUGCUCCUCCAGGGCACAGUGGACAGCGCUGGCCCCAGCGCAGGGCAAGAUCUGCAGGGAGGUGAAGGAGGAGAAUAAAGAAGAGCAUCUGAUCUCACCGGGAUUCCCCAUCCACGACCUGGCCGUAGUCUCUCAAAUGGAGCGAGGGGAAGAGCUGAGGGUCCCAGAUCUCCAGGGCUCUGAGGAAAGGGAGACCCUGCGAGGCACCCACACAGGUGCCAGGACAGAGGAGGAGAAUCCACAGCAGAAAGAGCCUGCAGGAGCAGAGCUGAACAGGAUGUCCCAGAGCCCUGAGUGGGAAGACCCCGGUGGAGCAGGAUGGCAGCAGGGAGACCCCAUGGGGGAGGAGAGACCUGUUGGGUGUGAUGAUCAUAAUCCUCAGAGAGCCCCCGUGGGACAGAAACCCCAUAAAUGCCCCGACUGUGGGAAGAGUUUCAGGGGGAACUCGACGCUCCGCCAUCACCAGCGAUCCCAGGCGGGGAAAACACCUCAUCAAUGCAGGGAAUGUGGGCAAAGCUUUGUGCAGAAAUCAAACUUGACUAGACACCUGAAGGUCCACACUGGGGAGAGACCCUACACAUGUCCCCAGUGUGGGAAAAGCUUUAGUGAGAAGUGCAACCUUUCCCAGCAUCAGUUAAUGCACUGGCAAGAGAGACCUCACAAAUGCACUCAAUGUGGGCAAAGUUUUGUGCAGAAAUCAACCCUGACCAGACACCUGAAGGUCCACACUGGGGAGAGACCCUAUACAUGUCCCCAGUGUGGGAAAAGCUUUCGUCAGAAGUACAGCCUGUCCCAGCAUCAGUUAAGGCACCAGCAAGAGAGACCUCACAAAUGUACCACAGGUGGGCAAAGCUUCGCUCUCAAAUCGUAUCUCGUUCACCACUUGAUGAAAUGCCCCAUAGAAGAGAAAUCCUAUAAAUGCCCCGACUGUGGGAAACUGUUUGCUUGGAGGUCAGAUCUUAGGAAGCACCAAAUGAACCACAUGGGGGGAUGUCCCACAGAUAUCUCCAGUGCAGGGUUCCGUACGGGGCUGGUUGACAUCAGGGGGACACCCCCAUUCCAGUGUAAAGACGACCCCACCCUCAUGGAAGAAAAACCCUAUAAAUGUUCUGACUGCAGGAAAAGCUUUAAGCAGAGCUCGGCCCUAAGGAGGCACCAGCGAACCCACACGGGGGAGCGACCCUACAAAUGUCUCCAGUGUGGAAAGAGUUUUGCCGACAGCUCUAAGCUCCUUCGCCAUCAGAGGAGCCACACAGGGGAGCGACCCUAUGGGUGUGAGUGUGGGAAAAGCUUUGCGGACAGCGCCAAGCUCCUAGAGCACCAGCGAACCCACACAAGAGAGCGACCCUACAAAUGCCCUCAGUGUGGGAAGAGCUUUGCUGACAGCUCCAGCCUCCUUCGCCAUCAGAGGAGCCACACAGGUGAGCGACCCUGCAUGUGUGCCCAGUGCGGGAAGAGCUUUGCCGACCCCUCCAACCUCCUUCGCCAUCAGAGGAGCCACACAGGGGAACGACCCUACACGUGUGCUCAGUGUGGGAAGAGCUUUGGGCAAAACUCGAGCCUGAUGAAGCACUGCAGGGCCCACACAGGUGAGAAACCCUGCAGGUGUGAUGAGUGCGGGAAGAGCUUUGCUCAGACCUCCAACCUCCUGGAGCACCAGAGGAUCCACACAGGCGUGAAACCCUACAAAUGCCCUGACUGCGGGAGAGUGUUCUGCCACAGCUCCUCGCUGACAGGCCAUCGGAGGGUCCAUACUGGUGAGAGACCCUAUAAAUGUCCCGAGUGUGAAAAGAGCUUCAAACACCGCUCUGUGCUUAUUCAGCACAGGAGGAUCCACACAGGGGAGCGACCCUACAAAUGCCCCGACUGCAGGAAGACCUUCGCCGAUCGCUCAGUCCUGACCUGGCAUGAGCGCAUCCACAGAGGCAAGUGAUCCUACAGGUGUGUUCAUUGUGGGAAGGGCUUCAGUCAAAGCUCCACCCAUGUCCAGCAUCUGAGAACCCACACCGGGGAGCGGCCCUAUAGAUGUGAAGAGUGUGGGAAGAGCUUCAGUGUAAGUUCCAGCCUUGUUGUCCACCAGAGGAUCCACACAGGAGAGAGACCUUAUAACUGUCCCAAUUGUGGGAAGAGUUUUAGUGGCUGGCCAGAUUUUAGCAGGCAUCUGAGGACCCACGCCCAGGAGUAAACCUGACAGGCGACCCAAUUCUGGGAGAUGCUACUGUGAGCACUCUGGGCUCUUUAGAGAGAGAACCCACCCAUUGGAGAGACCCUAUAAAUGCCCCAACUGUAGCCAGAGUUUCUGUCUCAGCUUGGAGUUUCGUAGGUACCAGAGAAUCCUCAUAUGGAGGUAACCCUAUAAAUGUCCCAACUCAUGGAAGAGCUUUAGUUCCAGGAUGUAUCGUACUAUUCAUUAGAAGAUCCACAGCAGAGGCAGGCCUGAGCAAUAAAUGUUGGAGGUAAGCAUCAUUCAGAGCUCCGAACAGGACUUCUGCUGUGGCAGUGGAGUGGGGCCUCAGAGUAGGACUUCCGAGUAGGGCAGAUAGUGAGUUUCUUUUCUCUCUCUUAUUUUUGGAAGAGGCAUUUUGUUGAUCUUGUGGAAUCUGGGUUGUUAGAAAGUCAAACUGAAUGUGAAGUUGUUUUUUUCUUGCAGAAUGUAAUUAUUUUCUUCACGCUACCCUAAAGGGUAGGGGGAAGGGAUAUCAAGUUUGUCUGUGAGGCCAAUCUUGUCCCUUUUGUGGGUCAGUUCCUGUGCAAUAUUGAUCUGUACCAUACAGGGUGAGCAGUGCCACACUGCUACCUCCUUCUGGCAGGUCACAGUCAGGAACGCCAGCAGCCUUUUUGGCGCCCUAUGCGGCAGAAGGUCCCGCCCCCAAAAUGGCACCCCUGAGAGAGGCGACAGAAGAUCCCGCCCCUGAAAUACCGCCGACGACCACGGUGGCUGAACAUUCGGCCGCCAUGGUCGCUGCUCCCCAAAUGUUAGUCCCUGUCGCCUAAUGGGCUGCACCGGCCCUGGUCACAGUCCAGAUCCAAUGCAGAAAUGCCCACACUAAGGGACGGGCUGAGAGAGGAAUGGGGUUUCUUACAUUGCUGCUUCCUUAGCCAGCUCCAGGGCAGAUACUGAGAGAUGGGCCCUUUCCCUGGGUAUCCCAUUCAGCUGCUCCUCCCUCACAGUCUGUUGUGGAACUCUCAGGUCCCCAACAUUCCACUCUAGUGCUACGGAACCAUCAGGCCCCCAACAUUCCAUCCGGCAGCACUGUCCUGGGGAUGAGGGAUCCCCUGAGUGACCGUGUCCAUAUGUGCUUGAUCAUCCAUAAGGAUGAAGUCUUGGAUGGCUCUGGUGUCCUCUUCCACAAGGGUUAUCUGUACUCCCGUGUGCCCCUCAUUCUCUGCCCUGGCUGAGGGUGUAUCCUCUGCUCACAGCUGGUCUAACUGAUAAGGGCUAUGUGAUAUAAAGAGUUAAUCCCAAUUUCCACCCCCCCUUCCCAAAGUGCAGUGGGUGGUGCCAUGUGGGGCAGGAGAUGUAAAAGUGCGGGAACCUUCCUGUUCCCACCCCCUCAAUCAGGUGAUUAUCUGGUUUGCUAAUCAUAAUUUGCUCGGAGUUGCUCCCAGUCCUGCAAUGUGUGCGCCCAGGGGCCAGUCGCCAUCUGCAGCCCGAGGGCCCAGGAGGAAGAGAGGUGGCUCAAGAGGAGAGAGAAACAGCAGCAGAGGCAGGAAAUCACUGCCUGGAGGAAGCAGCCACUGAUAUAAUAUGAGAAACUGCUACCUGUAGGAAUUUGCUACCUGCAGCAGUUACUCAUAUGUAAGGAAUUGUAAAAAACUGCUAUCUGCUGUAGCAAAUUCCUACAGAUACCCUAAAGUGUGAGACUGUUGACUUUUUGAGUUCAGAGUCAGUUUUGGACUUGACUACCUUGAAUAACUCUUUGUAUCAUCUGCAAACUUUGCCCC